AUGUUUCAGCUGCCCAUCUUGAAUUUCAGCCCCCAGCAGGUCGCCGGGGUCUGCGAGACUCUGGAGGAGAGCGGGGACGUGGAGCGCCUGGGCCGCUUCCUGUGGUCGCUCCCCGUUGCGCCGGCGGCCUGCGAGGUCCUCAACAAGAACGAGUCGGUGCUGAGGGCCCGGGCCGUGGUCGCUUUCCACACCGGCAAUUUCCGCGAACUUUACCACAUCCUGGAGAACCACAAGUUCACCAAAGAGUCGCACACGAAACUGCAGGCGCUAUGGCUCGAAGCGCACUACCAGGAGGCGGAGAAGCUGCGGGGACGCCCGCUGGGGCCGGUGGACAAAUACCGGGUGCGGAAGAAGUUCCCCCUACCCAGAACCAUAUGGGACGGAGAGCAGAAAACCCACUGCUUCAAGGAGAGAACCCGGCACUUGUUACGAGAAUGGUAUUUGCAGGAUCCCUACCCGAAUCCCAGUAAAAAGAGGGAGCUCGCACAGGCGACAGGACUCACACCCACACAAGUAGGAAACUGGUUCAAAAACCGCAGACAAAGAGACAGAGCGGCGGCCGCGAAGAACAGACUCCAGCAGCAGGUCCUGUCCGGGGGCUCGGUUCGCUCCCUGGCGGACGAGGACGGCACCGUGGACCGGCUUGGCAACUCGUCCAGCCCGGAGGCCAGUCUGUCCAGCAAAGCAGCCGCUUCCGCCAUCUCCAUCACCUCCAGCGACAGUGAAUGUGACAUCUGACGGCCACGACGAGGGUGUCGAUGAAUUACACGGGGAUACGACUGAGAGACAAUCGAAUAAAACAAGUCAUAGUGCCUGCGUUGAGUAACACAACAACACACACAUAAACUGAUAUUUGACGGGUGCCAAAUCUGUGAUCUGCGGACUUUUAGGCCUAUAUUUUUUUUUGUUUGCGUUUUACCCACGUGUGGAUAACAGAGCCUAACACGGACGACACACAUUUGACGGACUAAUAAACCAACGAGCCGAGAUGAGAAGUAAAGGAGAAAAUUAAAAAAUAAUGUGGGGGAGGGGGAUUGAGGCAUCCGAGCGCCUAACCUGCUGUUCUCUGUGGGUAUUUCAUGUUGAAAAAGAACUGUGAUAUUUUUACUUUACUUUCAAAGUUUUAUAAAUAAUGUUUAUUUGCCUAUUUAAAAAACGAUCUGCUCUUGUCUCUUGGAAUUUCAUAUUCAUUUGCUUGGUGUUUUUAAUACUUACCUUGUACACAGGUGAACCUGUUGAGCAUGCGCGCUUUAGUGAAA
Molecule: messenger RNA, 1259 nt
Organism: Cheilinus undulatus (humphead wrasse)
Lineage: Eukaryota; Metazoa; Chordata; Actinopteri; Labriformes; Labridae
Gene: six6a
Product: SIX homeobox 6a
Exons: 2
Coding region: 1-738 (245 amino acids)
Biological process (GO): regulation of transcription by RNA polymerase II; eye development
Cellular component (GO): nucleus; transcription regulator complex
Molecular function (GO): RNA polymerase II cis-regulatory region sequence-specific DNA binding; DNA-binding transcription factor activity, RNA polymerase II-specific
Source: RefSeq, a predicted model, not a curated record